Molecule: messenger RNA, 1837 nt
Organism: Trifolium pratense (red clover)
Lineage: Eukaryota; Viridiplantae; Streptophyta; Magnoliopsida; Fabales; Fabaceae
Product: probable glycosyltransferase At3g07620
Exons: 4
Coding region: 347-1750 (467 amino acids)
Molecular function (GO): glycosyltransferase activity
Source: RefSeq, a predicted model, not a curated record
AUGUAAAUAUUAACUUAAAAGUGUUAAAAAAUGUUUCAUUUAAUUUUUUGGAAGUUUAAAAAUUAUUAUUUUUAAUACAAAAUUUCUAUAUCCGCGAACUUUCUUAAUUUGAAUUGUGAACAAAUAUUAGUAAUUUUAAUUUUUCUUUUUCUUUUUAAAUUCCUUUUCAUAAUAUAAUUUUAAAUUUUGUACUAGUAAUAUACAAUUUGUCUAUAUUUAAUUAUUUAUGCUAACCACGUGAAUAGGAUAAUUCAUAGUAUGUAUUUUUUAUUUCACAAAAAAACUCCGUCAAAGACUGAAACGAGAGAUUUGGCUAUGAAUUAAAAUUUUGUUGAGUUCUGAGAAAAUGUGGCACUUGAAGAAAAUACACUUGAAUCCAAUUGCAUUUUCUAUCACUAUCUUUGUGGUGUUUUUUGGUAUUUGUUCAUUAGAGGGUGUAAAAUUGUUGUCUAGAUUGAAAUAUCAAGGGGUUCAAAAGGGACAAUUAGGAUCUACCCUUUCAUCUUACAAGGAUGAGGGUAUAUAUAAGCCAAUGGUCUAUAAUGGAUUAGUUAACAAAUUGCCUGUAAGAAGAUCAAUGCAAGGAGUUGGAAAUUUGGAGAAAGUUGAAGAAAGUCUUGCAAAAGCAAGAGCAUUGAUAAAACAAGCCUUGUUGAGAACCAAUGAUAUUGUGCCUCUUGAGGACUCUCAUGAUUAUACUCCACAAGGAGACAUCUACAGAAAUGCUUUUGCUUUUCAUAGGAGUUACUACUUAAUGGAGAAGCUCUUUAAAAUCUUUGUGUAUGAAGAGGGAGAACCUCCUCUUUUUCAUUAUGGUCCUUGCAAGAGUAUAUAUUCAAUGGAAGGAAUAUUUAUCAAUUUAUUGGAAAGCAAUACUAUGUUUCGGACUCAGAAUCCAAACGAAGCUCACGUCUACUUUCUUCCAUUUAGUGUUGUUAUGAUCCUGGACAAACUCUUUCACCCAGUUAUUCGUGACAAAGCUGUUUUGGGGAGAACUAUUGGUGAUUAUGUUCAUAUUAUAUCUCACAAAUAUGCAUUUUGGAAUAGAAGUUAUGGAGCUGAUCAUUUCAUGCUUUCUUGUCAUGAUUGGGGACCAAGGGCAACAUGGUAUGUCAAGGAAUUAUAUUUCAUUGCAAUUCGAGUACUUUGCAACGCAAACAUCACCGAACAUUUCAAUCCCGAGAAAGAUGCAUCAUUUCCUGAAAUCAACUUAGCAACAGGGGAAACAACAGGUCAACUAGGUGGCUAUCCAUCAUGGAAUAGAACUAUUUUGGCUUUCUUUGCAGGGGGAAUGCAUGGCAAAAUUAGACCGAUACUUUUCGAACAUUGGAAGAACAAAGACAAAGAUAUGUUAGUUUAUGAAAAACUUCCAGAAAAUGUUUCAUACCAUGAAACAAUGAAGAUGAGUAAAUACUGUCUUUGUCCAAGUGGGUGGGAAGUGGCAAGUCCAAGAAUUGUUGAGGCAAUUUAUGCGGAAUGUGUACCUAUUAUAAUAUCACAACAAUAUGUACUACCUUUUAGUGAUGUUCUUAAUUGGAAUUCUUUCUCUGUUCAGAUUGAAGUUAGUGAAAUUCCUAAGCUUAAGGAAAUUUUGUUGGGUAUAUCUGAGGAAAAAUAUAUGAGAUUGUAUGAGGGAGUUAAGCAAGUGCAAAGACAUUUUGUUGUUAAUAAUCCUCCUAAGAGAUAUGAUGUAUUCCAUAUGAUUAUUCAUUCUAUAUGGCUUAGGAGAUUAAAUGUAAUCGUGAAAUGAGUAAUCUCCUCUGGUUGUGGCUUAGUCAUAAGACAAUGAGUUGUAUUGUUGGUUGGUGUAAUAUACACUAGUAUAACAAAUUUAUAA